Molecule: messenger RNA, 4936 nt
Organism: Paramacrobiotus metropolitanus
Lineage: Eukaryota; Metazoa; Tardigrada; Eutardigrada; Parachela; Macrobiotidae
Exons: 13
Coding region: 2022-4826 (934 amino acids)
Source: RefSeq, a predicted model, not a curated record
AUCGCCAUUGUAGCAACUUGCAAGGAGUUCUGUAAAAUACUAUAGUUAUAUGGUUUUACCUACUUAAAUCGAUGGCCUAAUGUACUGAAUCAUUAAAUGUGUGCGCAUUGUUACAAUUAAAGUUGACUGCAAAUAAGUGGCAGUAGAGUGAAUGUAUUCCUUUCAAAAAUUUCAGUUUCUAUAAGAUGUUUUGUCCCACCACAGGCGAAUAUCUGGCACUUGUGUUGGUGAGCCCUUAUGCUACAGUCUUUGCUUUCUGAAUUAUAAUUUUUGAGAAUAGUGAUCACACGACAGUUAGUUACCAGAGUAUUAUACAGUACUGGAAUUUGUAAAUGCAGGAAUCUAAUCCCGAACUGGUUCCGGCUGGUUGCCUUUCCUUAUGCACUCAUUAUAUAUCUUUCCGUAGAUAAUUUUGAAAGUCGCAUCACCAUUAAGUGGUCUUGUUGAAUCGAAUUUCUUUCCCUCUGCUAGUGGACUGUACGCUUACAUCCCGUAUUAUUUUGGAUCCAGACUUGUUUCCAACCGAAUAACCAAGCGUCAGAUAAAUGAAUACGGUCUUAGCAGCUUUCGAGCACAAAACAACGCAAGAAAUCGGCCCCAGCCACCCUAUGAGCUGGAACUUUCGCCAUCGACAGUCGCUCAUGGGCCAGACGGACAUUAUCAGCCCGAAUAUGACCUUUUGCAAAAUCCGGACUCGUACGUAUACGCCGCCAUGCAGAACCGGCUCGUCUCGAAUGAAAAUCGACCACCGUCGCAGUGUUGUCCAUGUGCUCCAGGAGGAUCAUCUUAUUCCUCUCAAAAUCUAGGAACUGCCAUGCCGAUUGCGUACAGCUCGGUGAGCAAUCCAUCACCAGAUUUUCGGUUACCGUUGAACCACCCGAUACAGAACGAUCUAAAUAUUCUGCGUUAUAACAUGAAUAACAUCAGCAGACCGAAUUAUGAUGAAACCAUAAAUCGCAACGCGCCGGUGGCACAUCCGUCGCGUACGGUUUAUCCAGCUCCGCCGUAUCCAGGCCCACACCACACGCCAGUUCCCGCACCACACUCAACUCCCCAAGCUUCCCAGCCUGUGCUUUACAACCAGCCUUCAGUAUUCGAAGCCCGACGCUACGGACCGAUGCACCCAUACCGACAACCGUAUACUCAAGCGCUAGCAAUGCCAAACCGGCAAAUUCCUCCGUAUUUUGUCCAACAAUCGUAUUCGAAUUUACCGCCUAGCCAGCCACGGGUGUACGGUGCUCGAAAAAAUUAUGGGGUAUAUGGAUAUGGAAUGCAACCGUCAUCACAUCACACUUCCAACGAGCUACGCUACGCUGACGACGGGGUCCAGCAUUCCCUGUGGUUACCAGUUACCACCGGCAGGAGGUCACUACACAAGUACUGCAGCGUCCAACAGCACUGCAUCAGGCUCUACCGCGGCCGCGCUGACUAGCAGUGCGACUGGCUCCACUUCCGAUACCGGUUCUUCCCAGAGCAGUACAGGAGAGCCUUCCUGUUCCGACGGUACUCAGGCACUGGCAGCACUGCCGCUGUGCCCAUUUGAUGCACAAGUAGCAUUCAGCGAAAAGGCAGGCGCUAAUAUGCCAGGCCUUUUUUCGAACGUGUCCCAAAAAUCAUGUUGUAUUCUGUAAUCAAACACGAACAUUUAGCUAAAUAACCUUUUUUUCAUUUUCUUUCAAAAUUGUUGUCAUGCAGUAAGUGCAGUCCGUACAUACAAAGCUCACAGCAAUAAUUUUCGGUGAUAAAAUAAUCUGGUAUCAACUUCGAAACCAGUCGUUGUUACAUAAUACUAUUCAUUGAGGUAUGCACACACGUGAAGUACAUACUCGUGAAAUUUGUUGUACUUGAUCCAUGAAGUAGCUAUGCAAAUUUUAUUUGCUCAAAUUUAACAGUUUGUCAGCGUAUUGGAUUGGGAACUUUCGGACGUAUAUUUUACUAACAUCUUACUGUCGCCAUACGUGCUCACGCUCCUGCAUUAAUCUUUUACUAAUGACUAUUCAGCUGGAUCUCGAUGGUCCCAAAUGGUAACUCAGUUUGUGGUUACCAGAAUGAGUGUGGCACUGCUGUAUUUCUUUCUGGCUAUAUCGGUAUGGGCGCAAUUUGAGCACCAACACAGUGACCGCUUUCACGAAAUUCUUACCCGCUUCCGCUCCAUUACCGGACUAAACUGUGCCAGCCGGCCGCGGCAUGAACUGUUUAUGCCGCGGGAAGUAAUAUCCCACCUGCCGAAUAUCAAAGAUUUGUAUAUUAAUCCUUUAUUCCCCAACCGGACAAAUCUGGUGCAUGUGCACAAUAUGGCGCUCAACCGGGCAUUCUUCUACAGUUUCCUGUUUCGUUAUGCGGAUGACCCGGAUGAGCCGGGAUUGAUGUACUUUUAUGUGUCCCAUUUGGCCGAUGUGGCCGCCAAUCGGGCGAUCAACGCCAGCGCGGUGUACUUCGAUGUAAACUGCAGCUAUCCUAACUGGUACCGGGAUUACUUCAAUAAGACGUUCCCGUUGUUUGCACCGCGAGCGGUUCGUGGGGAUAAUUUUAAUGAUCCCAUUAAUCCACAUCGCUACUCGACGCUGCUGAUGACCAAUGUUGAGGACUUGGGAGUCGUGACGAAUUCGCCUGCAAACUAUACGCACACGUUGUACCGUACGAACGACUGGUAUACUUCUUGGUUACCGGAUGCCGCUGCAGCCGAUUAUGCCAAAGUCACGUACACAGUUAACAUAAAAUUCGCCAACGGAACGGAACAAAACAUCGAAUUUUUUGGUCCACCCGAGCCACAAGCGGACCCCGGUCCAGUGAAAUGGACAGCGCCUUACUUCGAUUGCGGCAGGACUAAUAAAUGGCUAAUUGCGGCCGUUUCACCGGUACUUGACCUUCAUCCCAGGCAUACUUCCUGGCGGCAUUUACAACGGCACAAGUACGUUGGUGCCGUUGUAAUAGAGACGGAUCUGUUAAAAAUUGAUAUGAAUCCUUGUCCCGUUAGCGAAGGAAAUCCACUGCCCAACUGGUAUGCCGGUACUGAUCGUUGUAGGAAACGCACAACAGAAUGCGAGCCACUCCAGGGUUAUGGUCUAAAACGCGGCGGAUAUGCUUGCCGGUGCCGGCCAGGUUAUCGGCUGCCAUUCUGGCAAAUUGGUCCCUUUCAAGGAGAAAUUAUCGAAAGAGCUAUUGAAGUCGACUAUUUGGCCAAGUUCGAAUGCGAAAAAAUUGGGAACAUCCGUGUGGUUACCGAACAUGCGACUUCAUCUGACAUUUAUUUACACCGACGCCCCAGUGGUUACUUGGGGCCUCUUGGUGGGGAACGGCCCUACUCUUACCUGUUUGGAUUAGAUCCGCUAUCCAGUCCCGAAGGAUACCGAUGGCCUCUUUAUCCGUUCACAUCCAACCGAUCCCAGUUCUACGACGCUUUCGGCCAGCCUUUGGGACCUGACGGUCGACGCAUUGUUUACGGUCCGGAUGGACUGCCGGUGGUCACGCUGGCCGGCACAACCGCGGUGCCCUUUGAUUAUCUGCCCACAUGGCAGGCUUUUAAUACGCACGUCUAUCAUGGUAUUAUGAAUUUUGCAGGAUUUCCGAUGUCACCGAUAAAUUUAUCUAUUGUGGAUCCCAUUAUUCACCGAAAUGUCCGCUCGGCUACUCCCUCAUUUUGUCCGCAAUCACCCAAUCCGGCUCAAUGCGGUGUACCAUUACUCUUGCCCUUACGGUUACCCAAUAUGCUUGUGCGGCAUUCCCAUAUUAUCUCUAAUCGUGUGCUGUUGAAUACACUGCGCGCUAUGCGCUUAAUUAACCCUGAAAACUGUCGGCACUUCCGUCCGGAGCAUCUAAAAUUACAAGGCAAUGUCGCUUAUGGAAAGGAGAACCAGCUGGAAAAUCAGGCUCGGACAGCACUGCGAUUGGCGCAUUUUAUCAGCGUUUACAACCAGAUUGUUGAUCCGAGAGAGUUGUUUUUUGAACGCACGGCUGAUUUACCGCUAAAUGAACAUCAGUUAUUUUCCGAGGUAUUGGCAAACGUUAUGGGCGAUAUGCGCAUUUUGAGUAGCGGAAUUUAUUACGAAAACAGCAAGUUUCCGGGUCGCGUGCAUUUUGGACCGACGGCCGAACGCACGUCUCGAAACGCCCGGGCAUUUUUUGCCGCGGACCAGGCUGCUUUACACGCGAAUAAAGAUCGGUUUUACCUUAACCAGGAAUGGUUCAAGGCCGUUAAGGAAAGAUGGAAAGCUAGCCCGGCUUCACAGCUAACUAAAUUUGCCACCAGGAUGCGGAUUAGAGGCGAUCGUACCGGGAAAUACAGUAUAAAGUACGACCGUUAUCCCGAGCAGUAUCUUGCGCCGAUACUUGGUGACGGCCACUGGAGUGCACCGUAUUACAGCUGUCAUGGACACAUUAAAGAAUGGGUCAUAACCUAUGUCGUCCCUUUUUUUGGAUUGGACGGCAUCCGAGAUGCUGUGGAAUUCCAAGGUGUCGUUGCGGUUACGAUGCCGUUAUCGGAAAUCGACUUAAACCAAUGCGACGCUCCGUUGAAUACCCCAAACGCUUUUAGAAAUAGCCACCGUUGCGAUCACACAUCAUCUUACUGUGUUCCAAUCAUGGGCAGACGCUUCGAAAUGGGAGGAUACAAAUGCGAAUGCAAACCCGGCUAUGAGUACCCAUACAGUGAGCCGAUUAACUAUUUCGAUGGACAAGUGAUGGAAGCCGAAUGGGAAAAACAUAUGAUGGGACUACCUAACAAGUUCAGUGCGUUAAAAUGCCGAUUAGUUGGUCGUGCAACGGCAACAGUGUCACGCUUUGCUAUCAUAAUCAUAGCUGUAUUAGUGCUGCUCUUUUUUUGUUAAUUUGCAAACGUUUUACUAGAUCUAGUACAAACUUUGUUUUCAUAUAUGCAUUCUGAAGGUUUUGUAUAAUCGUAAAUCCGUAAAUUGGUGAUUAAAUCGAUCGAAGCGCA